This is a messenger RNA of Branchiostoma floridae (Florida lancelet), 2720 nucleotides long. RefSeq names its product kelch-like protein 13. The record is from RefSeq and is a predicted model, not a curated record. Gene Ontology annotation, molecular function: protein binding. Bases 168 to 1961 code for a protein of 597 amino acids. Lineage: Eukaryota; Metazoa; Chordata; Leptocardii; Amphioxiformes; Branchiostomatidae. The transcript is spliced from 7 exons.
AGCACCCGCUGAUAUUUCCAGUCUACAAACCAGCGGACUUAUUUCUGCGCGCCCGCUGCGAGGUGUCGUAUAACACAAGGUCACUCACUCAAGACCGAUUUGUCGGCUGCGCCAUUUUGGGCUGCCUCGACUCUGGGUUGGAAAAUGAGGCCACAAUUAUAAAGACCAUGGCGGCGUGGUACAAACUGAAAGAUGACGAUGACGCACAGCUGGAGGGGCGUACGUACACGUCACCCGCUCAGAACGUCACCCUGGUGUCAGGGCUCUGUCGUCUGCGGGACGAGGAACUCCUGUGCGACGUCACGUUGGUAGCCGGAAGGGUCUCCUACCGAGUUCAUCGCGCCGUCCUGGCCGCGUCUAGUGACUACUUCCGGAUCAUGUUCACCAGCGGGAUGAAGGAAAGUUCAGAAGAUACCAUUACUCUAGAGGGGGUUUCACCAGAUGGGUUGAGAAGAGUGAUUGACUUCAUGUACACAACCACCAUCACCCUUACCGAGAACACCAUUGUUGCUACACUGGACACAGCCAAUCAGCUCCAGAUCCAGCCGGUCCUCGAGCUCUGUGGGGAGUACAUCCUCGAACAGAUGGAUGAAGAAAAUUGCUUCGACAUUCUGCGAGUUGCGAACCUGUACGGGUUGAACACGGUGGAGAAAUUCGUUGGAAAGUUCGUGUUAGAAAAGAUGUCGGAGACGACUGAAUUCUUGGACAUGAGCGAAGAGAGCCUGACAGCCGCGCUGACCAAUGACAGGCUAGAUCUGAAGGAAAUCCAACUCUUCGAACUGGUGGUCAAAUGGCUGAAGCACAAGUAUGAAGCCCGGAAGAAAUACGUCGCGAAACUCAUGCGUAAAAUCAGGUUUCCUCUAAUGACAGAAUCUGAUCUUGUUCGUAAGGUGAAGUACUCCGAGAUAAUGUGGGACAGCCCUGAGUGUAAGGAGAUGGUGAAGGAAGCGGCGGACUACCAUGCCUACCCGUACCACCAGAACACCAUGCAGUCGGAGCGCACUCGGCUCCGCUACGGGCGCCACGUCGCCUUGGCCGUGGGCGGCAAGAUCAAGAGGGAGGGGCCGCUGGAACAAUGUGAUUCGGUCCUGUGUUACAAUAGGGACACCCAUUCCUGGGAGGAGCUGACUCGGCUGCCGGCCCGGCUGAAGAACCAUUCUAUCACGUCUGUAGCGGUCAUGGACGGCUUCCUGUACGUCUGUGGCGGGCAGAACCAAUACGGCAACGUGGGGAGACAUAUCCUGCGGUCUGCAUUCAGAUAUGACCCAAGGUUCGACGAGUGGCUGCGGCUGGCGAAUAUGCAGCAGGAGCGGGCGAGUUUCGCCCUGGGCGGGCUGGACGGGAAGCUGUACGCCGUGGCGGGGAUGGACGAGAACGGGAACCUGCGCACUGCCGAGCGGUACGACCCCGUCUCCAACUGCUGGUCUUACGUCACGUCCCUCUCCACCAACCUGUCACAUCACGCAGGCGCGGUGAUGGACGGGAAGGUCAUGAUCACAGGCGGCUUCAAUGGCGACGAGAUCCACAACCAGCUGCAGUGCUACGAUCCAAAACAUGACAAAUGGAUCCAGAAGUCUUCCAUGGUGAUCGAGCGGUUCGGCCACACGACCGCGGCGCUGGGGAACCGGCUGUUCGUAAUGGGCGGGUGUAACUGCACUCCUGAGGGGCACAUCGUGGACGUGCUGGGUCUGGAGGGGUACAAUUUGGACACAGACCAGUGGUCCAUGGUGGCGCCCAUGAUCACAGGACAGAGCUACGCAGGUGCAGCUGUGCUGGGCACGUCCAUUUACAUCGUGGGGGGUUGGACCAGGAACGACAAGAAGGUUCACAAGUGCGUGUACGCGUAUGACGUGGAGCGGGACGAGUGGCGCAGGGAGGGGGACCUGCCCGAGCGCACCAUGGACCUCAUGGCGUGUGCCAUCACUCUCCCUGAGGAGAGGAUGACGAAAAAUACCAAAUAGAUGAAGAAAACACGUGAAAACUUUUUCAGAUCCAUGUAGCAGAUGAAAAGUAACAAGCAAUCCUGUUGAGGACAAUAACAAGUAUACAUACAUGUACAUGCAUAUCAAAAGAUUAUGCAUCAAACAAUAACCAGCAUGCUCAUUCGUUCUUGACAUUUAUGUGAGAACCGAUGAUGUUGUAGACACCCAGCCCUUGAACAGACAAGAACAAUUAUAUGUCAAAUAUUCAUUUCUUUGUAUAUGACAAUAGUGCCUAGUGAAUAUCUAAUUUUUCAGAAGGUGAAAUUGUUUUUAAAAAGUUCCCCCCCAAAUCUCGAAAGAUCACCUGAGUUCUGUAUUGUUCGACAGAAUGCCACUAUGUAAGUAUACAUCCAUCUUGAAAUGUUACAAGUAGCUUCUGAGGAAUAUUUUAACUUACUAAAUAGGCAACCAUGGAGAUGCUUACUGUUUGUAACGUACGUAUAUUGUUUCAACUGCUGAAGUGUUGUUGAAAUGACUGUGGCGCGAAACGUUUAAAGGCUCAAAUGAUUGUAAGAGUAAUACUCACAGUGAAAGUGCUCAAUCACAGGCGUUAUCCAUUCAUAGUCAGAUAUAUUGGGCAAGCCAUUGUAACUUUAAAGGUCCACGAGUCAUCGUAGAUCUUGUCUAUGUAGAUCUUGUUACAUGUAAUGUAGUUUAUAUAUGGUGUUUUACAAACUUUUAUUGCUGCGCUAUUCCAAAUUGUAAAAAAUGUAAUAUAGAUGAGCUGAGUAUUAUUUA